Molecule: messenger RNA, 2226 nt
Organism: Moesziomyces aphidis
Lineage: Eukaryota; Fungi; Basidiomycota; Ustilaginomycetes; Ustilaginales; Ustilaginaceae
Source: the annotation of a GenBank genome assembly
AUGGUGGCCAUUCAGGGCCCAGCAGAGCGCCUUCCCAGCCCAAUUGCCAGGCUGGGCCGCGAAGAAAAGAAAUGUCCGGCCAAGUACGGCACCAAGCCUAUUAGUAGCGCCCGUGGUUGGCGAGGGUUGCGGGCGAUGCGCCAUGCUGCGCAGGUGUGCAGAGGGCUCGCAGAGGCAGCACGCUCGCUCGAGCGGCCCUACGUCCCCAGACACGUGCCCCUGCCGUCGAGCAGCUACAGCGCAGCCGCACAGAGCCCCGCUUUGCCAAGUCCGCCGAGACCCAAUGCGCUGGACAGGAAAGGCGAGGUAGAGUCGCAACGUCCCAAAACAAUUGCUCAGCGGCCUGGAGCAGGUCGCCUCAGAGAUUCUGUCAGCACCGAUUCAAGCAGCAGCACCCACAACAGCCUCGCAAAGACGAGACAACCACCAAUAGCACAGCCUUUCUCUGUACGCAAGUUCGAAGCCCCUUUGGAAGUCGACUCGAUUCGAUCUUCGACACGACAGCGGCCAAAGAGUGUCCGCGAUUCCGGGGCAGUGGAUGCUAAGCAGAAGAGGCGCGAAGAUGGCAGAACGAGUACAAGAGCGGAAGGUGGCUCAAUCCUGCCAGCUUACGUCCAAGCGAAGCUCAAGCGGCUCAAGACAGUCUACCCUUCGCUGAACCAAGAGCAAGCUUUGCUGCUGUGGCGUACAUUCGAGCGCACCCGUACGUUCCGCACAUACCGUCCGCAAGCGCUCAUCUCUUGGUACGAGGAUCACGUCUGGACCACCGAACGGCAGACCACCGAUGCAGCGCGCAUCGAGUCGGCGGCGUCGCUCUGCAUGCUGCUGCGCUACGCGUAUCUUCGCAACGAUCUACGCUCGCUCCUGCGCGUCGAAGCGCGAGCUGUGCGCUCUGCGUGGCUCGCCAAAGACCGCCAUCGCACCACAUCGGCGCCAGGAUCGACGAAGCAGCUCGGUGGAGACGAGGCGGAUGGGGUGACGCUAUGGCCCGCGCACGGCGAGGAUCCACGCCGGCUGGCGCAUAAUCUCAAAGUAGCACUCGCGGCGCGCCACGGCGAUUGGAUCAAGGUCGAGCAGCUCCUGGACGCGCAUGGUGCGGCUCGGAAUCGAGGCUCGCAUGAGCUCGAUGCGGUCGGAUGGGGAAGCUUGCUGCGCUUCGGUCUAGGAAGUGUGGAAACGGUGACCGAGCCAAUCGUCACUCCGCGUCCAGUCGAAGAGCCAGCACCUUCCAAGAGCAGCGCGCGCAAGAAGCAGCCUCGCAAAUCGGCCAUGCCCGAGGUAGUUGAAGCGAAAGAGCGCGUGGAGGAACCAAAGGAGGAUGGGGACGAGAAGAAGCUGCAAGCGGAAGCUCGGAUUUCUUUGACGAAGCGGUUGAUGCCGCAACUGUUGCGCCAAAUGACGGCGAAGCAGGAUGCGGCGGGCUUGGCGCCCGGAUGGUUGCUCGACGCGGUGCUGACGCAGCUUUUGGAGCACGCCAAGUCGGAUGCUGUGCUGCGUAUCGUUCGUCUGGCGCUUGCCGAGACUGAGCCGCAGCAAGAUCCAUUGGUAAGGGGCGGUUUCACAGGUAUGCUCAACCUCGCGCUUGCGGCGUGUGUGCAAGACCGCAAAGUAACCCUCGCCGAAACGCUGCGGAUCUUCAACAGCAUCACUGGAGCGAGCUUUGGUCGGGACCUUGCGGGUCGCUCAACGCAGGCGGAGGGAAAGGCGGAGAUUGUGCCGAACGAAGAGUCGUUGGUGCUGAUACUGAAGAAGGUGCGGCAUCCGCUGUUCAGGGCAUCGUGGAGUCGCAAGUUGCUGGACGAAUUCGUGCAGCGAUGGCCACAUGUUAGGCUCACAGGUCGAAGCUAUCGUAUGGUUCUUGAUCUCUGUGCAACUGCCCCACCCAAGCCAACCUCCGACUCGCACGCAAGGGAAGGAGGCGAGAGAAAGGUCGCAGUACCGGGUUCAAUCCCAGAUCGGGCGCGGGGGGUGAUCGUCAAGGCAACGCUACUCGAACGUACGCUGCUCGACAUCCUCGCGCGGUUCGAAACCAACCCCUCGACCUUCCACCGCACCACCACCAACCGGUUUCGCUUCAACCACACGCUCGUCAACCUGCGCCGCAUCGUCAAGCUCAAACUCGCAACGCACCCGCAACCCACCCAGCUGAAUCACAUCAUCCACCUCAUCCACCGCCUCCAAUACAUCACCCGAAAACCCUCCACCCCCAAACCUUAUCCCAACUAG